Apodemus sylvaticus (European woodmouse) is the source of this 4770-nucleotide messenger RNA. It is a transcript of the gene Ahi1, whose product is annotated as Abelson helper integration site 1. The record is from RefSeq and is a predicted model, not a curated record. NCBI's taxonomy places the organism in Eukaryota, Metazoa, Chordata, Mammalia, Rodentia, Muridae. The transcript has 24 exons. Gene Ontology annotation, molecular function: protein binding. Bases 259 to 3342 code for a protein of 1027 amino acids. Gene Ontology annotation, cellular component: ciliary basal body. Gene Ontology annotation, biological process: motile cilium assembly.
UCUGCACUGCGGCACUGGGCUGGCUGGACAGCGGGCGUCGUCGUCGAGCGGACAAGCUGCUGUCUCCCUCGUCCUUGCCUGGGCGCUGGGAGCUGUGGCACCGCUGGCCUGUUGCUCCUGUCUGCCUGUUACUUCUGGCUACCUUGGAACUAAAAUUGACACUAAUAACCUAGAGAAGUGAGGACUCAGACGGCAAUGUUAGUGUAGAGCCAGGCAAACAAGAAAAGCCAAGUAAGCCCUACCCAGAUCACACCAGACAUGGAACCAGAAACUCCGGAGAUCGUGGAGUCUGCGCAGGAGAAAGGCAAAGGCAAGCCCCAGCCAGCAGAAGAGCCCGAAGACAGCCUAGAAAAGGCUAAGCUAGAGGAGACAGGCGACGCGGCCGAAGCCUAUCAGCAGCAGGUAGCUGAAGAGAUGGCCAAGGAGAUCAAGAAGAAAAUAAGAAAGAAGCUAAAGGAGCAGCUGACCUACUUUCCUCCAGACACUCUACUGCAUGACGACAAGCUGGCCAGUGAGAAAAGGAAGAAGAAGAAGAAGAAAGUGCCAGGGCCAGCUAAGCCUGAGACAAGUCCCUCAGAUGUCUGUGACAGUGCAGCUGACGGUGAACAAGAGGUAGAAGGUGCCACUGGGGGCGCUCCACUCGAGGGCGCGUGCUCCACCGAGACCACAAAGCCCAAACCCAAGAAGACAAAGAAGAAGACUAAAGCAGUUCCGGAUGCUAAUGAAGACACUAAUGGAGAUGGUGUUCAUGAGAUAACAAGCCGCGACAGUCCAAUUCAUCCCAAGUGUCUGCUGGACGAUGACCUCGUCAUGGGGGUCCACAUCCACCGAACCGAUCGGCUUAAAGCUGACUUCAUGAUCUCUCACCCGAUGGUAAAGAUCCAUGUGGUUGAUGAACACACCGGCCAGUACGUCAAGAAAGAUGACAGUGAGCGUUCUGUUUCAUCUUACUACGAGAAAGACAACGUGGACUAUAUUCUCCCUAUCAUGACGCAGCCAUAUGACUUUAAAAAGCUAAAGUCAAGGCUUCCGGAGUGGGAGGAACAAGUGAUUUUUAAUGAAAAUUUUCCCUAUCUGCUUCGAGAGUUUGACGAAUGUCCAAAAGUCAUUCUGUUCUUCGAGAUUCUUGACUUUUUAAGCAUGGAUGAAAUCAAGAAUAACUCUGAGGUUCAAAACCAAGAAUGUGGCUUUCGGAAAAUUGCCUGGGCAUUCCUAAAGCUUCUGGGAGCCAAUGGAAAUGCAAACAUCAACUCGAAACUUCGUCUCCAGCUCUACUACCCACCUACUAAGCCGCGAUCCCACCUAAAUGUCGUUGAGGUUUUUGAAUGGUGGUCCAAGUGUCCAAGGAAUCGUUACCCGUCAACAUUGUAUGUGACCGUACGGGGGUUGAAAGUCCCGGACUGUAUAAAGCCAUCGUACCGCUCUAUGAUGGCUCUCCAGGAAGAAAGGGGCACACCAGUGUACUGUGAACGUCACCGUGACACAAGUUCUGUGGACACGGACCCUGGGCUACAAGACUCAAAGGAGGAAGUAAAGUGGAAGCGUCUGCCGGGCCAGGCCUGUCGUAUCCCAAACAAGCAUCUCUUCUCACUAAACGGUGGAGAACGAGGUUGUUUUUGUCUUGAUUUCUCUCACAAUGGAAGGAUCUUAGCAGCAGCCUGUGCCAGCCGAGACGGAUAUCCAGUUAUACUGUAUGAAAUUCCUUCUGGACGUUUUAUGAGAGAACUGUGUGGCCACCUCAACAUCAUCUAUGAUGUCGACUGGUCAAAAGACGAUCGUUAUCUCGUCACUUCAUCCUCUGAUGGCACUGCCCGGGUCUGGAAGAAUGAGGUCAACUGCACGAGCACCUUCCGAGUCCUGCCUCACCCUUCCUUUGUCUACACGGCUAAGUUCCACCCGGCCACACGAGAGCUGGUGGUGACAGGCUGCUACGACUCUAUAAUAAGGGUUUGGAAAGUUGAAGCGAGGGAGAACAUCUCCAUAUUAUUGCGCCAGUUGGACGUGCACAAAAGCUUUGUCAACGCCAUCUGCUUUGAUGACGAAGGACACCACAUGUACUCCGGAGACUGCAUUGGGGUCAUCUGUGUCUGGGAUACGUACGUCAAAGUGACUGACCCGCAGCACUCCGUGCGCCACUGGGCCUUAAAUAAGGAAAUUAAGGAGACUGAGUUCAGAGGAGUGCCAAUCAGUUACCUGGAGGUUCAUCCCAAUGGGAAGCGUUUAUUAAUCCACACCAAAGACAGUACGCUGAGGAUCAUGGAUCUGCGGAUAUUGGCAGCCAGGAAAUUUGUGGGUGCAGCCAAUUACCGGGAGAAGAUCCACAGUACUCUGACGCCGUGCGGGAGCCUGCUGUUCUCCGGGAGCGAGGACGGCAUGGUGUACGUGUGGAACCCAGAGACAGGAGAACAAGUGGCAAUGUACUCUGACCUGCCGUUCAAGUCAACCAUCCGAGACAUCUCUUACCACCCAUUUGAGAACAUGGUCGCAUUCUGUGCCUUUGGACAGAGUGAGCCGAUUCUUCUGUAUAUUUAUGAUUACCAAGUAGCCCAGCAGGAGGUUGAAAUGUUGAAACGCUACAGCGGGGCACUCCCGUUGCCUGGGAUACAUCAGAAUGAGGAUGAUUUAUGCACCUGUCCUAAACUGCCCCAGCAGGGCUCUUUUCAGAUUGAUGAACUGGUCAACACCGAACAUAACCCAUCAAGAAAGAUUCAGCUUGUGAAACAGAGACUCGAAACUGUCACAGAGGUGAUACGAUCCUGUGCUGCAAAAGUCAACAAAAAUCUCUCAAUGACUUCGCCACCACCAGGCCCUGCCAAGAAGCCCAGGGUGAAGCAGACGUUCCUGCUGUCCACCGAUGAGAUUAUAAACCAUUUCGGACUCCCUGAGACUGCAGCAUAUUUAAUGGAAAGAGGGCGUCGUGUUGAUCCACCACCAAUGGUAGUGGCUCUUUAUGACUACACGGCCAUCCGAGCAGAUGAACUAAGCAUCCACCGUGGAGACAUCAUCCGAGUGUUUUUCAAAGAUAAUGAGGACUGGUGGUACGGCAGCUUAGGAAAGGGGCAGGAAGGGUUCUUUCCAGCUAAUCACGUGGCCAGCGAAACACUGUAUCGGGACAGACCCCCAAAGGUGAAGGAUCGGUCCCCUCCUUUAACUCCCAAGGAGAAAACUAAACCAGGAAAGCCUCCAGCUUCUCAAAAGCAGUCGCUCAGGGACCGGUUCCUGGAUUCCAGACUGGGCUCACAGUCCGCAGGGCGCUCUGAGAAGGGCAGAGAUCCAAACAUCGAGGACCGAGGACACAGAGUGGCUAUGGAGCCGAAGAAAAAGGUCACCCUGAUAGAGUAAAAAGCUGGAGAAGAAAGAAGACGCGGCUGAUGCGUGCACGUGACACGAAAUCUACCCCAGACGGAUUUCUCUUUAGACUUUGGGUGAAAAGAAGGCAGUAUUUAUUGACCUUAUGAAGAAUGUGAAGUGAAGUUAGCUCUAAAAAGAAAAAAUCACUGUGGCCUUUGGGCUUAAUUGUUAUAAACCGUUGUGAGUGUUAUUGGUCAAAGUAUUGUACUUGUGCUAUUAGUAACUGCAUCAAGAUUCUAUUGCUGCUGCUGGAGAAGCCAAUAAAGAAAACCCCAGAACUGCUACUCAGUAAAUGUGAAUAACAUGUGCACAGUGUUAGCCAGUCUCUAAGUCAUCGCCCAGUGUGGCUGUGACGUGGCUCUGCCGCAAGUCAUCAUCCCGUGUGCUUGUGCUGUAAGCCAUUAUCCCAUGUGGCUAUGGCCAUGACGUGACUGCGCCAUAAGCCGUCAUCCCGUGUACCUGUGGCUGUGACGCUCUGCUCAGAACGCAGAGACUCUGCUUUUGAAGUUAACCGUGUGUAAAACCCAAGUAGCUUCUGGGUAUUGGUAUUCAAACACCUCCAGUAACAAAAGCAGUAAAAGAGACAGUUUGCUUUUAAGAACUAAAUGUUCGUGUUGCCCUUGAGUGAAUUAUAUGUGUAACACAAAACACCUAAGCUAAGAAUGAUUUGGGCUGGACUGACAACAGUGUAGGAAAUUUAUUUUUAUUUUUUAAACAGAGUUCAUAUUUAAGAAUAUAAGUAAUUUAUGGAUAUAAAGUCUUUAUUUAUUUUAUUCUGAAUAUUUGUUUUUAAAUUAUUACACAGCAUUAUUUAUUUCUUCAUUUUUAGAAUAACCAUGCCAUUCCCAUAUGGCUGUAUGUUACAGUUGGAUAGAACAGUGAAACUCCUCCAUCUUGAUUUUCUGACUCCUCCCUUUCUUCAACCGCAUGAUUAAGUCUGUCAGUAAAGCAUUUAACCCCAACAAGGUCAAACUGUUGUGUGGUAAAGUUAGAAAAACUUAUUUGCUGAAGUAAACGAUUGAUCUCCUUGAAAUAAGAAGUGAGAAACCCUGUGUCGAGCACUGAGGGGUAACCGUGCCCAGAUGCCCAGUGUGAAAUAGCUUCUAGGACAGAUCAGUCGCCCUCCUCCCUGCACGUGUUGUACAAGCUUAUGGUGGGAAACAUGACCCUGCUGGGGGACCUUUGGAGAACUGUUGUUUUGAGGAGAUUCCCACCACAUACAGGGUGGCACUGCAAAUUGCUGAGCCCGCAGCCCUCAGCCCCGAAGGCUCUGCUGCCCAUGCCAGUGGCCUUGCUGUGGUUGCGUGUCCACGCUCCCAGUGACUGGGGCUGGCUGCUCAGUCACCCUGAACUUGCUUCCCUUCUGUCUUGUGAGUGUGCUUCUUGAAACAAUUAAAAAAUAAAGGUGUGUUCCUGCCA